This is a messenger RNA of Oryzias latipes (Japanese medaka), 2735 nucleotides long. The record is from RefSeq and is a predicted model, not a curated record. NCBI's taxonomy places the organism in Eukaryota, Metazoa, Chordata, Actinopteri, Beloniformes, Adrianichthyidae.
CAGAGUGAAGACCCCAGAAGGACAGUUUCAUUCAGCUCUUGUCUGAUAAGCCUUCCAGCUUCAGAGGAUUUCCUCUAUCUGUCUGCCCUCCUUUGUUGUGUUCACAUGUUUCAAUCUGCAAAGCUGUGAUUGGCUGUCCACAUGCACACCUGCACACACAACGCUGACUAGAAGCACACAAAUGCUCCUCCUCGGAGCAGCAGGUCCCUGGAAGCGAACUGUCAGGGACUGCCGCUGACACACGCUCGCUCUCAGCCUUCUCUUUAGCUGCUGCCAAAGGAGGAGGAGGAGGAGGAGGAGGAGGAGAAGUGAAGCUGGAAGGGAGCAGACUUAAGCAAAGACAGACUCGAGGAGCUGAGAGACUUGGACAAACCUGUCGGUGUGGGAGGCUGGAGGACACCUGCAAGUGAUGCCUUUGCGGACUCUGCUUUAGCAUCUUAUAGUCAGCUUUUUUUUUUUUUUAAUCCGAUUCCCAUUUUGCUUUUAAAGAUGCGAAGAGAUCGUUUCCUUGUGGCUGCAACCCUCACAGCUCUGUUCUCCGCUGAUCUAUAUUUCAUCCUCCUGCCAAAGCUGUGGACCUUCAUGCAAACACCGGGACACUUUUGCUCAUGCGGCUCCAAAAAUUUCAGCCUUUCUGCACCUGAGGGUCUUGGCCCUCCACAGCUCUCCAACUGGACAUUUACAACACCUCUGGAUGAUACAACUACAUCCCAAAUGGCUGAUGGAAGCUCCAAGCUGGAGAAGCUGUUUGCUCAUCCCCUUUAUAACAUUCAAAUUCCACCGCUGGCGCCAGAAGAGAGCCUGCUGCAGGUCGAGCAGCUGAACGAAUACUACAUGAAGAAAGUGUCUCACUGGGAAAGACAUCUGAAACUCUACAAAGAGGUGGCAGUUUUAUCGAACAUCACUGUGAAGCUGCAGGAAAUGACCUAUGACCCCGACGCCAGUUGGCUCAACUUUCACCUGGGAAUAAACCGCUAUGCUCUUUACUCGCGCGAUGACCCCGCUGUCCUCCAGCUUCUCAAGGACAUGAGCAACUUGACAAUAGUCAAUGCAGAUUACACUCAGGAUGAAAAAGCCCUGAAAGGAGCUUGCGACUGCACACAAGUGGUGAAACCCAGCGGGCAUCACCUGAAGCUGGCUCUGAAACUGCGUAACUUUGCCAAAGCCAUGUUCAAACCAAUGAGGCAGCAGAGAGAUGAAGAGACGCCCGACGACUUCUUUUAUUUUGUCGACUUCCAGAGACACAACGCUGAGAUCGCAGCUUUUCACCUGGACAGAAUUCUAGAUUUUAGGAGGGUCCCACCAGUCGCCGGCAGAAUAGUCAACGUCUCAGGAGAAGUUCUCCAAGUGACCCUCAAUGAUGACCUACGAGCGGUUUUCUUCACCUCACCAGCAAACAACACGUGCUUCUUUGCAAAGUGCCUGUACGUUUGUAAGACCGAAUAUGCCGUGUGUGGGAACCCCGACCUGCUGGAGGGGUCGCUCGCCGCGUACCUGCCCGGCCUCAGCAUCGCCCCCCGCCUCUCCAUCCCCAACCCCUGGACGCGCUCCUACUCCUUCACUGGACGCCAGGAGUGGGAAGUGAAUCCAUUCUUCUGCGACGCAAUAAAGCAGCUGCAUCCUUAUAACUCAGGCAACCGGCUCCUCAACAUUAUCGACAUGUCCAUCUUUGACUUUCUGAUUGGCAACAUGGACAGACACCACUAUGAAAUUUUUACCAAAUUUGGAGAUGAAGGUUUUCUUCUCCACUUGGACAAUGCCAGAGGGUUUGGGAAGCACUCUAAGGAUGAGAUGUCCAUCCUGGCUCCAUUAUCUCAGUGCUGCAUGAUAAAACGCUCCACGCUGCUCAGACUGCAGCUCCUGGCCCAAUCUGAGUUCAGGUUGAGUGAUGUGAUGAUGGAGUCCCUCAAGACAGAUCUGUUACGGCCGGUUCUGACCAAGCCACACCUCCUGGCUCUGGACCGCAGGUUGCAGAAGGUUCUCCGAACGGUCCAGCGCUGCGUCCGGAGGUUCGGGAAGGAGGAAGUGAUCACCAGUGACUUUAUUAAACCCACAGCUGAGACUCAGACUGUGACACAGAAAACAGAGCCCAGGUAACACAGGGCCAAACCAAAGCAGCGCGGCUCAUUCUUAAGACUUCAUGAUGAAGUGCAUCCUCGUUUUGAGCCUCGGAGGCUUUGAUUUUUUUCUAAAACCUUAAAUAAACAAAUGCAACCUGACGAGGGAAUUAUAUUGAAAGGUAUUUCCAACGUGAACCACUUCACCAUAAGGAAAGUAAUGCAUUUACAUUGACUUGACCACAACUGUUAGCCUCAAAAUUCACAUGAGUUUCAAUCUUUCUGAAAUAAGCGGCAGAGAAGAGAACAGAAGUUCUGAAGAGAUUUUGUUCUUUUUUUAAAUAACAGAGGUGUGAGUGGAGGGGAAAAGUGCUGCCUAUUAAGAAAUCCUUGUCGUUUACUCCACCCUGUUUCCCAGACGUGUAAUCUCCUGUUUCAUCAUAAUUUAAACACUUUCCUGUCCUGUCAACUGCAGACAGGCUGAGACAAUGGAAAAAUUGGCAACAUUUCACAAUUUUUGCCCUUUAUCUUGCAACUUUAGCAAUUGUGGGUUGCAUUUUUUUGGCAAUAAAUCCCUAGUUUGUUUGUUUUUGGGCUCUCAUCUCACACAUUGAGAAAACAAACGGGUUUUUAGAGAAUUACUAAAUUGAUUUUGGAAUAAAUAAAAGUUUAAAAACG